Molecule: messenger RNA, 1617 nt
Organism: Chrysochloris asiatica (Cape golden mole)
Lineage: Eukaryota; Metazoa; Chordata; Mammalia; Afrosoricida; Chrysochloridae
Gene: HEXB
Product: hexosaminidase B (beta polypeptide)
Exons: 14
Coding region: 1-1617 (538 amino acids)
Biological process (GO): glycosaminoglycan metabolic process; ganglioside catabolic process; carbohydrate metabolic process
Cellular component (GO): membrane
Molecular function (GO): beta-N-acetylhexosaminidase activity
Source: RefSeq, a predicted model, not a curated record
AUGGUGCAGAGGCCGCUGUCGCUGCGCCCCCGAUGCGCGCUGUUCCUGCCAAUGCUGCCCGUGCUGCUGCCCGUGCUGCUGACGGUGCAGACCGUGAGCGCCUCGGCCCUGUGGCCCCAGCCGCUCUCAGUGCAGACGACCACGCGCCAAAUACUCCUCUCCCCGGAGAACUUCUACUUCGGCUAUGGUCCCAAUUCUACGGCCAGCCACUCCUGUAUCGUCCUGCAAGAGGCUUUUCGGCGAUAUUAUGAAUAUAUUUUUGGUUUCUACAAACAACGCCCUGGCCCUACUAGAAUUCAACCUGGAACCGAGUUAAAGCAACUUCUUGUCACGACUGUCCUAGACUCAGAAUGUGACACUUACCCCAGUAUCACAUCUGAUGAGUCAUACACGUUACUUGUGAAAGAACCAGUGGCAAUGCUGAAGGCUAACAAAGUUUGGGGAGCAUUACGAGGUUUAGAGACCUUUAGCCAGUUAAUUGUUCAAGAUUCUUAUGGGACUUUCACCAUCAGUGAGUCCACCAUUAUUGAUUCACCAAGAUUUCCUCAUAGAGGAAUUUUAAUCGAUACAUCCAGACACUAUCUGCCAGUUAAGACUAUUCUUAAAACAUUGGACGCCAUGUCUUUCAACAAGUUCAAUGUUCUCCACUGGCAUAUCGUUGACGACCAGUCGUUCCCUUUCCAGAGCAUCACUUUUCCUGAGUUAAGCAACAGAGGAAGCUAUUCUUUGUCACAUGUUUAUACACCAAAUGAUGUCCGUAUGGUGCUUGAAUAUGCUCGAUUACGAGGGAUUCGAGUCAUUCCAGAGUUUGACUCCCCUGGACAUACGUUGUCUUGGGGAAAAGGUCAAACUAACCUCCUUACACAGUGUUAUGAAGGAACACUGCCUACUGGGCUGUAUGGACCUGUGAACCCUACUGUGAACACAACUUACAGCUUCCUGUAUAAAUUGUUCAAAGAAAUCAGUGAGGUGUUUCCAGACCAAUUCAUUCAUUUAGGAGGCGAUGAAGUGGAAUUUCAUUGCUGGAUGUCAAAUCCAGAAGUACAGAAUUUCAUGAAGCAAAAAGGCUUUGGCAAAGAUUUUAGAAAACUAGAAUCUUUCUAUGUUCAGAAGCUUGUGGACAUUAUUGCAGCUAUAAACAAGAGAUCUGUCGUCUGGCAAGAGGUUUUUGAUGAUAACGUGAAGCUUCAGCCAGGCACUGUAGUUGAAGUGUGGAAAUCAGAAGACUAUACUCAAGAACUCAGCCAAGUCACAGAAGCUGGAUUCCCUGUAAUCCUUGCUUCUCCUUGGUACUUGGAUUUGAUUACAUAUGGACAAGACUGGAAAACUUACUAUCAAGUAGAACCUCUUAAUUUUUCUGGUUCUCUGAAACAGAAAGCACUCGUCCUUGGUGGCGAAGCUUGCCUAUGGGGAGAAUAUGUGGAUGCGACUAACCUCACUCCAAGAUUAUGGCCUCGGGCAAGUGCUGUUGGCGAGAGACUAUGGAGUAGCAAAGAUGUCAGAGAUGUAAGAAAUGCCUAUGACAGGUUAACAGUGCACCGAUGCAGAAUGAUCAGGCGUGGAAUAGCUGCAGAACCUCUUUUCACAGGCUACUGUAGCCAUGAGCACAGUACAUAA